GCCACUCCGGUCGGUGCCCUGGCACGGCUUUGGGGUGAUGAGCCGCGCAGGGAGGAGCUUGUGAUCAGCUCAGCCCUCGCGCCUGGUGGCCCGCCCAGAGCUCAUGGUCACAGUGCUGCCUCUGGGGCUGCGCAGGCAUCAUGGAAUCGGCGUUCGCUUUCUCCGCAGAGGUCCCCAGCAGCCCCUCCACCACUUUUCAUCAGGGCUCAGGAUGCUGCACAAGGCUCCGAGACUCCACGAACACACUUCCAGGACUCACCAUCACCCUCUCGUGCGCAAAGCCGUCAGCAGUCUUCUCGGUGCAUUAGGCCGUCCGCGACUCCUUCACGGAUGGGCUUUCCUGAUCCGAAAAGUCCUCCGGCCGACUAUCGCCCGGUCCGGCAGGGCUCCAUGUCCCCAGCCCGGGCCGCCCGGCAGACCAUCGUGCCGCCUUCGAAGGAGGUCUCGAAAGAGGCUCCAAAGGAAGAGGAGGACCUCAUCCAUCAGCAUGUCCUGUACAUUCUUCGCAAGAAUCCGGAUGUGUCCAAGUCACGAAAGGUGCAGCAGGUCACACAAGGAGUCUACCUGGUGGAUGGACAUGAGGUGAACAUCGAGUGGAGGCACUCGCGCGAACCGGGGAAGCGUGGUUGCCCUGUUGUCGUGGACGGCCCAAUGCGCCAGCCGCUCAUCGACUACUUGAGAUUCAGCGAGGAGAACAAGGAGUACGAUACAGAGACGGUGGCUUGCACUACGUCAUUGCAUCAGGUUCCAAAAGACCAGCGCAUGACAUUCGAUGACAAGCACAAGCAGUACAGCCGUUUGGAGGCCAUGAAGGUGGCUAAGGAGCAGGCCUGCAUCCGCGAGCAAGCUGCAGACUACCUCUUGGAUGGCAAGCAGGUGCCAGACGACCUGGUGAGGCGAUACAACAAAGCAUUGCGAUCCAAGAUCCGCUGGGGGCCUAGAGGAUAUGGCUAUGGCUGGGUUGCAUUUGCUUCAGCCCUGGCACAGGUUCUCGAGAGAAGGAUAAGCCACUGCCCGAGACGCUUGGCUGACACCGAUUCCUUGGUAUGUUGGACAAUCCAGCGAGAUGCAGCAAAGAGUGAAGCCUUCUGCUGCUGCUGCUGCUCGUAG
Molecule: messenger RNA, 1110 nt
Organism: Symbiodinium pilosum
Lineage: Eukaryota; Dinophyceae; Suessiales; Symbiodiniaceae
Source: the annotation of a GenBank genome assembly